Tachysurus fulvidraco (yellow catfish) is the source of this 3310-nucleotide messenger RNA. RefSeq names its product forkhead box protein K2-like. Gene Ontology annotation, molecular function: RNA polymerase II cis-regulatory region sequence-specific DNA binding; protein binding; DNA-binding transcription factor activity, RNA polymerase II-specific. Bases 357 to 2087 code for a protein of 576 amino acids. The record is from RefSeq and is a predicted model, not a curated record. NCBI's taxonomy places the organism in Eukaryota, Metazoa, Chordata, Actinopteri, Siluriformes, Bagridae. The transcript has 9 exons. Gene Ontology annotation, biological process: regulation of transcription by RNA polymerase II.
GUUGAUGUACGGUGCAUCCGACCUUCACUCCAGCAACCGCCCGAGUUCUUCUCGCCUAUUGGCUGUCGUUCGAAUAACCACGCGUAUGACUGGAUGGCGUGUAUGUCGAUCAAGUCGGCGCGUCUUGUGAUUGGUUGUUAUUCUUCGUCCUCCCCUGCUAGCUUUCUCCGAGCCGCUGCUCUGAGUGCUAGCACGUUUACGCUUCUCCUGCUUCGCUUUUCUUCUGUUUGUCCUGAAGGAUCUGGACGUGUGUUGAUAAAAAACGCUUGUUUAGAGCGACCCUGGCUGUAAGAAGGCGACAGGAGGAAGCAGUGUGUUUGUUUGGGCCGGUAGGAGACGAUUAGACGCGGACUAACAUGGCGGCGGUGUCAGUGGGGGUGAGCGGCUUGUCCGUGCCUGUGGCCCGGCUGGAGGGACGUGAGUUCGAGUACCUGAUGAAGAAGCGCUCGGUGACCGUGGGCCGGAACUCGUCUCAGGGCUCCGUGGACGUGAGCAUGGGUCACUCGAGCUUUAUCUCCCGCAGACACCUGGAGCUGUUCACCGCCGGAGAGGACCAGGGUGCAUCAGGAGACUUCUAUCUGCGCUGCUUAGGGAAGAACGGCGUGUUUGUAGACGGCGUGUUUUUGCGCAGAGGAGCUCCUCCACUACAGCUGCCCCGAGUGUGCACGUUCCGGUUCCCCAGUACGAGCAUAAAGAUCACGUUCACGGCGUUAGGGCAGGUGAAGAAGGAGUCAAAGGAGGCGGAGUCUCCGGUAAAAGCAGUGCAGCCUCGUAUCUCGCCGCUGUCAAUCAACAUCCCAGAUAACAUCGCUCACCUGAUGAGCCCUCUGCCCUCACCCACAGGGACCAUCAGCGCGGCUAACUCGUGUCCGUCGAGUCCCAGAGGUGCGGGGUCUUCAGGAUAUAAGGUGGGGCGUAUGGUGUCGUCAGACCUGCACCUGAUGAACGAUAACUCCCAGUCGGAGAACGAUAAGGAGGCGUCAGGAGGAGACAGUCCCAAAGACGACUCCAAACCUCCGUACUCAUACGCUCAGCUCAUCGUGCAGGCCAUCACACUCGCGCCAGACAAGCAGCUCACACUCAACGGUAUCUACACACACAUCACCAAGAACUACCCCUACUACAGGAGUGCAGAUAAGGGAUGGCAGAACUCCAUCCGACACAACCUGUCCCUGAACCGGUACUUCAUCAAGGUGGCGCGCUCUCAGGAGGAGCCGGGGAAGGGUUCGUUCUGGAGGAUCGACCCGUCCUCCGAGGGGAAGCUCCUUGACCAGGCCUUCAGGAAGCGUAGACCCCGAGGAGUUCCCUGCUUCAGGACCCCCCUGGGACCGCUGUCCUCCAGGAGCGCUCCAGCAUCACCCAGUCAUUCUGGAGUUCUUUCUGCUCACUCCAGCGGCGCCCAGACCCCCGACAGCCUGUCACGGGAGGGAUCGCCCGUUCCCUUGGAGAUAGACUCCUCCCCUGCUCCGCCCCCUGUGCAGCCGAAACUGGCUGUGAUCCAGGAGGCUCACCUGACACAGGCCACGCCCGUAAGCAGUGCUCCAGUGUUGAUAGCCGUACAGAGACCGGUGGUGUUCUCCUCCUCCACCUCCUCCACAGCUGCUCCUCAGACAUUGAUGCAGACUCUCCAUGUCCUCCAUCAGAUCCCCAUCAGUGCUGCUAAACCUCAGGAGAAUGGAGCAGCACACCCGGACCGCAAAGUGAAAGUAGAAGCCGUACCCACCAUCACCCACACAUCUGUAGGCUCAGCCAAUCGGAUCAUCCAGAGCAGCGCGGCCACGCCCCUACAGACGGUUACCAUAGUGCAGCAAGCCCCAUUGGGUCAGCACCAACUGCCAAUCAAGACCAUCACACAGAACGGCACCCACAUGGUGCCCAUCGCUACAGCCAGCACGGUGUCCAGUCCUCUCCACCUGUUGGCAGCCCACGCCUCCAUCUCUGCUUCUCUGCCUACUAAACGACAGAACGGAGAGAACGAGCAGCCUGAGAAUAAACGACAGAAAAUGGAGGUGCAGCAGCACAGCAUUACUUCCGACCCUAAUGGAACAGUUGAAAAGAACACGCCCACUGCUGUCAAUCAAGACUAGGCAUUAACAUGAGCCCGCCCCUUCUCAAAAGCUCCACAUCUUACUGUUCAUCUUAUUCAUUUCACUCUGUGUGUGUGUGUGUGUGUGUGUGUGUGUGUGUGUGUGUGUGUGUGUGUGUGUGGGGUGUCAUGUCCGUUACUGACUGUUCAAUACAAAGCAAAAAAUCCUAUUGGAUGCUCUGGAGUAAAACUCCACCCACUCACAGGCUCCUCCCCCUCCUGCUGUAUGGUGCUACUCAGUGCAGCAGCAACAGAUAUCAUGUCACACAGCAGCUUUAAGAUAUACACACACUGUUCUGCAGUAACCACACACACACACACACACACUCUCUCACACACACACACACACACACGCACACACACUUUCCUGAAUCAGAAGUUCAGUUCUUCUCCUCCACAUUCCACCACUCACCAGAGACAGCCAACAUAAGGGAUCAACUCCUCCUGGCAGCUAAGCCCUCCCUCUCACACACACACACACACACACACACACACAGGACAUAGUGAGACAUGCAGUAUUUUCUUAUGUGGAGCACAUUUUUUUUGCUUUUUGUGUACUAUGUGGACGUUUAUCGAGACAAAUGAAUGUCCUGGGAUCUCUGAGUCCUACAGAGCGGCCGUGGAGGAUCCUGGACUUCACACGUCUUCACGUUCGUUUAGGAAAAUCCUUUUCUUUUUCUUUUUUUUCUGUUCAAAUAGGAUUUUUGUUUUGUUUUUGUUUUGUUUUUUCUAUAAAGAAUUCUGUCUAUAUAACGAAUAAGCGUUCGUUUCCGCCCCGUCGAGUCCGAGCCUCUUUACUUUAUUUUCAUAUGUAAAAGAUGUGAUCAUACAAAAGUAAAUACGACAAUAAACACACUCGAGCCUGGAGCUGAAGACGGCAGCUAGACGUCCACAUCCGCGUCUCUCUCCCGUCCGCGUCUUCCUGUCCGCUCGGGCCGCUUCACCCGACAGGCUCUGUGCAGAAGGCAAGGCGUCGAGUCCUUUAAGGAUGUAGGAGUCGAGCAUCAGGAUGUAAGCUCCGCCCACUAGCCUGCAGGUUGUCCAUCACCGACUCCGUGUGUUUCGGGUCGGUUCAGUUUCUGCUCCGAUCUCGUCACCAGUCGAUCGUACGUGUUCCCGAGGACGCAAAUACGGAUAAAGAAGAAAAAAAGAUCAAUGUUUGUUCUGCUUCACUGGGAAAAUGCUUUUUUUAUAUAUAUAUAUAAAUUAAUUUAAACCCACCAA